Molecule: messenger RNA, 1669 nt
Organism: Daktulosphaira vitifoliae (grape phylloxera)
Lineage: Eukaryota; Metazoa; Arthropoda; Insecta; Hemiptera; Phylloxeridae
Exons: 3
Coding region: 229-1455 (408 amino acids)
Source: RefSeq, a predicted model, not a curated record
AAAAAUGAACACAGUUCUGCUUAUAUUUUUUAAUUUAGUCGGUUUUUUUCUAAACAAAUGCCAAUCUACAUUUAUAAAGUCUACCAGAAUGCACAUAUCCAUAAAAAUAUCCUGCUACUUUUAAGAAUAAAAUGAGAUAUUGCAUUGAUGAUUUCAAUUAUGUAGAGUAUUACUGAAAGUUUUAUAAAUGUAACUAAGCAACAAUGUAAAAAUUUGACAUUUAUAAGGAUGAUAAAUGAUAUACCAUCAUUUGAAAACAUUUUAUUUUCAGAUAUUGAGAUACAAGAAAUAAUCAAUAAUAUUAAAGAUAACUAUAAUUAUUAUGUGUGGGAUGUUGAGAAAAUUUCAAAAAAAAUUAGAAAAAUGAGAUGUUCAUAUUCGCAGAUAACACUUUAUUUGAUAUAUCAUAUUCAACUAGAUUGGAAAGCUAAAACCAAAUUAAACUUUGAACAACUACAAAUAUUCAAGGAAUAUUUGCAUCGUAUAUUAUCGAUAUUUUAUGUAACAUUAUGUCGUGCACCUAAAGGUGUUUGGAUGGCAUCAAUAACUAUAGAUGCGUUACUCGAAAAAAAAAUAUUAUUAGAAGAAGUUGAUUUCCAUUUCAUUUGCGAGGAUUUAUUCAAUUGCUGUAAAAAAUGUAAUACUUUUGGCCGCUUGACAAAAUCACCUUUACCUAUGAAUAGAUACAAAAACGAAAAAUAUCCGAGUUUAGAAUUUAUUUUUGAACAAUCAGUUUUUUUAAAAUUGUCAAAGGAAUAUAUCCCGGACUCCUUUUAUGAAUUUUAUCAGUUUGAAGACGUAACAAAUAUUUAUAGUUUUAUUUGGGAAGAGAAUUUUCAAACUUUUAUUCCAUCAAGUAACAUACUUCCCGAAUAUAACUAUAGUUAUAUAGAGAAGAGGUACAAAAGCUUGUUAAAUAAUUGGAAAAAUAAUUAUUUUGCAUUACUAGAUUAUACCGAGUGCAUAAAGAGUAAUUUAAUGUUGGUUACUUAUUAUUCUUUGGUACGUCAUUGUAUUUAUCUUAUGAACAUGUUAAAUCAAAGCUUAAACGAAAUUCAAUGCACACAAGAAGAAUUAGACCAGUUAUUGAAAAUUCCAAUGAGCAUUUUAAAUGAAAUUGGUGAAUUUACAGAAAAUAUUUCAAAAAAUUGUAUAUAUAAAAAUAUAAUAGAUGAACUUUCAUCUAUAGAUAAAAGUAAAUUGAUAAAAUUUACCAAUAAAGUAAUUGGAUGUUAUAAUAAUUUGAGUUACAAUUUAGAUAUGAAAAAACUUGAUUUAAAGUAUUUAAUAAAUACAGUUUCCACAAAUACAUUUGAUUACUCUAAAGCUAAAAUUCAAUUAGAAUCAUAUGUUAAUGAAGCAAAGCAAUUUUAUCAUUCGGUAAGGGGUGGAAUGGCUCCAGUUGAUUUUACCAUCCUAAGAAUUUUUAGUUACAGUUGUAACAUGCUGACUUAGAUUUUACUUUUAAUAUAACUUUAUCUAUACUAUAUUCAGAAUUUACCAUAUUUAGUUAUUUUUAUUUUAAAUAGAAGAUUGAUAAACAAUACAUAGUACAUUUUUUUAAAUUUUUUUUUUGUUAUAGUAUACAUAUUAUUGUGUAUAAUUUGUGUCAUAACGUAUCCCGUCUCAAUAUACCUAAUAUGAUGUUAUUAAAUUAAGAGUAUAAAAU